This is a messenger RNA of Nematostella vectensis (starlet sea anemone), 1729 nucleotides long. RefSeq names its product protein YIF1B-B. The coding region runs from base 116 to 1087 and encodes 323 amino acids. The transcript is spliced from 9 exons. Gene Ontology annotation, cellular component: COPII-coated ER to Golgi transport vesicle; endoplasmic reticulum membrane; endoplasmic reticulum-Golgi intermediate compartment. The record is from RefSeq and is a predicted model, not a curated record. Gene Ontology annotation, biological process: endoplasmic reticulum to Golgi vesicle-mediated transport. NCBI's taxonomy places the organism in Eukaryota, Metazoa, Cnidaria, Anthozoa, Actiniaria, Edwardsiidae.
CAUAUCCAGACAUGCGUAGUGAAAACAAAACUGUGAAACUUGCACUCGAAAUGAGCUAAAUCUUCCUAUUUCAACUUAUUUCUCUUCAUUACUUCCCUGAUAACGAAUCCCUAGGAUGGAUCCACCAAUGUAUGAUAAUGAGAGUCCUUACUUCAACCCUCCUCCUGUUCAAAAACGGAACGUCUCAAAGAAAGCUCAUCAAAGGCACAGUGGUUAUAGUGCUGGCUCCUCCCCUUUGUUUGACGACACUAGUGCUGAACAGCAUAGUAGCCACCCCCAGGGCCAAGGGGGAAUGCCAUUCCCUGGGGCAGACUUUAUGCAGCAACCUAUGACCAACAUGGCUUUUCAGUACGGGACCAAUGUGGCUUCACAGGGAAAGGAAUAUGUAGAGAAAAAUCUUGACAGAUUUGUUUCUAUAUCCAAGUUGAAAUAUUAUUUUGCUGUGGACACUUCUUAUGUUGUCAAGAAACUUGGGCUUCUCCUGUUUCCGUUCACUCAUAAGAAUUGGGCUGUUCAAUACAACAAGGAGGAACCAGUAGCUCCUCGAUAUGAAGUCAAUGCACCUGACCUCUACAUACCUGUCAUGGCAUUUGUCACAUAUGUUCUUGUCGCUGGUCUUGUACUUGGAACACAAAACAGAUUCACCCCGGAGCAGCUUGGGAUAACUGCAAGCUCUGCUCUUAUCUGGCUCUUUGUAGAAAUUAUGGCUAUUUUGUUUUCCAUGUACCUUUGUAAUGUUCAAUCUGAAAUCAAGACGUUUGACUUGCUGGCGUUCUGUGGAUACAAAUACUUCGGAAUGAUUUUGAGUUGUCUGGCUGGUCUCCUGUUCAAGUCUCUUGGAUAUUACUGCGUCUUCAUCUACACAAGUAUUACGAAUGCCUUCUUCUUGAUCCGCACCCUGCGACUUGUGAUCAUCCCAGAGACUUCAGAUGGGAUCGCUCGCACCAGUAAACGUCGCAUCUACCUCCUCCUCUUUAUCGCCGUCCUCCAGCCGUUUUUCAUGUUCUUCCUGACAAGUCACCUAAAACCCUCAGAUUUAGCCGUCGAUUCUCUAAAGACCAAUAGCUUCCACAGAGGCGGUGUAUAGAGAAUUUACUAAAGUCCGGUGUUCUUGUUCUUCCGGUGAAUUACUCGGAAGCUCAGACAUAUCAGUCGAAACACUUGAAGCCAGCAAGGCGGGUGGAAAUAUUCUGGAAGGAUCAGAUCUGCUCCAAAAGAUCAUCAUUUUAAGAUGAUAUGAACAAUAGAUAAUAGCUUAAGUGUGAAGAAGGUUUUUAGGAGUUAUUCAUUCAAAUGUGUCAUCAAUGCUUGCAGGAAAAAGGCAGGAAGGUUACUAUGGCAGAACCUACCAAAUGGACUACUACGCUAGUAAAUCUAGUAAAUUCUCUCUCGUUGCAUGACGACCGGUUUGGUAUAAUCAUUGUCGAAUGAUAAACGUCACGUAUUUGCAGGAAAAUAUGAUUCUCUACAGGUAAAAUCUUUACGCCGCGGUCUCGACUUCCCCCUACUUUCGGGCUUAUAGUUUUAAGCACAUGGUAAUUGUGCCAUAAAACCUUUUUCGUGGUUGGUUAUAAAUGCAAAACCAGGGAAUCGGUAGUAUUUUCCCCUGGACAAGUAUUAGGAUAUGCCAAACCUGCUGAAAUGUCUCCCUAUAUGCGGUUGUGAAAGUUUACUAAGUGGCUAUGAAAGAGGUUUUAUAUAUGAAUAAAAGAAGAUAAUAUAUAAAAAA